CGCCCAACAAAACGAUAAGAAACUACCGAUAAAAAGGAGAAAAGAAAACCAACUAGAUUGUAUUUGGUGCUUUUAUGUUGAAUUUUGGUAUAAGAUUUGUAUAUUCCACCAUGAAAAAGAUUUACAAGUUACAAGAAGAUAUAUAGGAGACGGAGAGAGAUUGAGGGGCUGCAAGAACCAACUGGCAACACGCACACUCACCUCAACCUUCUCUUUAAAAAUGGCAGCAGCUAUAAAUCAAGGAAAAAGGUGGUAAUUAAUCACAGCUCGCCAACUAGACAAGGUGAUAGAGUGGUGACGACCACCUAAUCUAACCUAACCUAGCUUCCAAUUUUUUAUGUGUUCAUCAUUGCGUAAUCUCAACUCUCUGUUGGAAAGAUAUAGAAAUUCGGGUUUUGUUCGUCGUUGCUGUCAGUGAUUACUUAUCUGUUCUGAAAGAUGAGUGGUUUUUUCGCUAUUUUCGUGUUCGUGUUCUGUAACAUGCUUCUGCUUACUGAUUAUUCUUCUUCCCUUCCCUUGUGUACAAAUAUGAGAUCACCCAUCACGCCGAAGACUCCGCUUAAUUUCUGUCGAUACAAUGGUAGCGUUUGCUGUGAUUCCGCUGAGGAUUUGCGGUUGCAGAAUCUAUUUAAGGCAAUGAAUGUUUCUGAUCUUGGUUGUGCUUCUCUUGUGAAAUCAAUACUUUGCUCGAGAUGUGAUCAGUUUUCUGCUGAGCUAUAUCGAUUUGAAUCAGCGCCUCGACAAGUUCCUCUCCUCUGCAACUCAUCACAGCACCAACCUGGUGGAGUUGACUUUUGUUCCAAGGUCUGGGAUGAAUGCCAAAAUGUAGCAUUGUUAAACUCUCCAUUUUCGUUGCAAGUUGGAGGUGGAACUCCGUCCAAUUCUACUUCCAAGCUGAGUGAUACAUGGCAGUCAAAAACUGCUUUUUGCAACGCGUUUGGUGGAUCUUCAAAUGAUGAAUCGUUCUGUUUUGAUGGUGGACCUGUGUUGCUCAACAGCACUGAAAUUCCAAGUCCCCCGAGUGGUAUGUGCCUUGAAAAAAUUGGAAAUGGAUCGUACCUCAACAUGGUAGCCCAUCCCGAUGGGUCAAACCGUGUUUUCUUAUCCGACCAAGCAGGUAAAGUAUGGCUGGCAACUGUUCCGGAGGAAGAAUCAGGAGAAACAUUGGUGAUCGACGAAGCAAAUCCCUUUCUUGACAUAACAGAUCAAGUAUAUUCCGACACUGAGCUUGGAAUGAUGGGAUUAGCAUUUCAUCCUAACUAUGUCCAAAAUGGCCGUUUCUUUGCUUCAUUCAACUGUGACAAGGUUACAUGGCCACAAUGUUCAGGAAGAUGCUCAUGUAACUCUGAUGUGGGAUGCGAUCCUUCGAAGCUGGAACCGGAUAAUGGUGGGCAGCCAUGUCAGUACCACAGUAUCAUAGCAGAGUUCACUGCCAAUGCUACCACGCCACAACCUUCGUCGUUCGCUAGUGUAAAACCACUUGAAGUCAGAAGAAUAUUCACCAUGGGCCUUCCAUUUACUACCCAUCAUGCAGGUCAAAUUCUGUUUGGACCUAAAGACGGAUAUUUGUACUUCAUGAUGGGAGACGGUGGAAGCAUAGGUGAUCCUUACAAUUUCGCACAGAACAAAAAAUCCUUGCUUGGAAAGAUUAUGAGGCUCGACAUCGAUAACAUACCAAGUGCAAAAGAAAUUGCUGACCUUGGCCUAUGGGGAAAUUAUUCUGUUCCUGGAGAUAAUCCUUUUACCGAAGAUGAGGAACUGCGGCCGGAAAUUUGGGCUUUAGGAUUUCGAAAUCCUUGGCGAUGUAGUUUUGAUCUUGAAAGACCUUCCUACUUCCUUUGUGCAGAUGUUGGUCAGGAUCAGUACGAAGAGGUUGAUCUAGUCACCAAGGGCGGAAACUAUGGAUGGCGUGUUUACGAGGGGCCUUUUCGAUACAAUCCCCCUAAAUCUCCGGGAGGAAAUACAUCUGCCAGCUCCAUUAACCCAAUUUUCCCUGUAAUGGGAUACACACACUCUGAAGUCAACAAGGCUGAAGAAUCUGCAUCGAUCACAGGAGGCUACUUUUACCGAUCCACAACAGAUCCGUGCAUGUAUGGAAGGUAUAUUUAUGCAGAUUUGUAUGCCAGUGCUAUAUGGACAGGAUUAGAAACUCCCGAAGGUAGCGGAAACUUCACUACCGCUAAAAUCGCGGUCAGUUGUGCUCUGGACUCUCCUAUCCAGUGCGGUGCCGAGGCAGGAAGCUCUGUCACUGCAUUAGGGUUCAUAUUCUCAUUUGGUCAGGAUAACAGGAAAGACAUCUUUAUGCUGACCAGCAGCGGCUUAUAUCGAGUUGCUAAGCCUAGCCGCUGCAACUACACUUGCUCCAUAGAGAAUGUUACAUCCUCUUCCCCUCCAAAAUCUGUUCCCUCUCCUCCUCCUUCCCCUUCAAGCACAGGGCGGUUGAACAAUCCAUUAACACUGGAGCUAUUGAUCAUCUUCUGUACAUUGUUGCUUCCGUUUCGGUGUUCACUUGUAAUUUUAUAAGCUAAAGAAAAGAAGUUGUUAACUUCUGCAUACUAUUCCAAUUUGAGGACAUCUAUAAACUUCCAUGAAUUUAUUGUACAACAAGCUUAAGUUUACAGCA
Molecule: messenger RNA, 2623 nt
Organism: Malus domestica (apple)
Lineage: Eukaryota; Viridiplantae; Streptophyta; Magnoliopsida; Rosales; Rosaceae
Product: HIPL1 protein-like
Source: RefSeq, a predicted model, not a curated record